Molecule: messenger RNA, 914 nt
Organism: Saccostrea echinata
Lineage: Eukaryota; Metazoa; Mollusca; Bivalvia; Ostreida; Ostreidae
Exons: 5
Coding region: 81-485 (134 amino acids)
Source: RefSeq, a predicted model, not a curated record
UCAGAAGAGUGCCACUGUUUAAAUGAACGAGUGAUACUUAGUAGAGGGAAUUCUUAUACCAAUCAGGGCAACUUGAGAAGAUGGUUAAAAACUGUCGUGGGACAAUGAUGAAGAAAAUACAUGUAUACAACAAAAUUAGAAAAUUGGGAUAUGUUUCCAGAAAAAGCCAGUAUAAACAACAAAAAGAUAAACAACUAGGAUGUAGAUUUAAGGAAGUAAUUAGAAAAAUUGCGAGACUUCUUCCACAAACAUGUCUGAAGGCGUUUCCGGAAUAUGAUUUUCGUUAUCUUUUAAGCAAUGUGAAAGAGGAUGCCCUUCUGGUUCUGACACAGUGGAUAAAAUAUAUAAAGGACCUUCAAAGUGAACGGACAAGAAUGCUGACUUUGGAAAAGAAAUACUUAAAAAUCGAAAUGAUACAUAAGAAAAUUAGCCAGAGAAUGCAGGUGUUAGAAAACAAGAUUAAUCGCAAGCUAAAAGAUGUUUAAUCAAAGAAUGAUAUAUAGUGUAUUUAACUCAUAAUAUUAUAGCGGAAGAGGAGUGUGCAGUCUUGGAAUGGUCGAAAAAAGAAAUGAAAUUUCGAUAUUUGAAUACCGUAUUGAACUCCAAGCGGUAUAAAAAUUGAUGGCAGGAUUUUUUUCACUAGAAAACGCUAAAAGGAUUGAUUUGAGUUGUCAGAAUAUCUUACACUGGACUAUGAGUUGUAUUAUAUGUUUAUUUCUAUAAAAUCGUAUUAAGUAUUUAAUAUGCAUUUUGAUUGCUAGUCUGAUAUGUAAAAGGUUUUCAGAAAGAUCUAACACAUAGGGUAAUGUGACGUCACAUGUAUUGCAUUUAGUGUAUAUUGGUUGUUUUUAAUACAAAGUUUAAAGAUUAUAAAUGUAGUCAUGUACAUCGUACAGAAAAUUUGGUCAAAAUAA